UUGUGUGUGGUGAAGAGGGGUUGUUCCCCCCCUUCUCUCUCUGUGUGUGUCCCUGCCCCCCCUCCCCCAGCACCACCAUGGCUUCCCCUCUGAGGGAGGACGAGGAAGAGGAGGAGGAGAUGGUGGUGUCUGAGGUGGAGGGGGAUGAAGAAGAAGAGGAGGAAGAGGAGGAGGAAGAAGGAGCAGGGGACAACAGCCCAGGCGACAUAUUCCCGCCUGCUGCUACUCCACUGGCACCAGCACCAGCAGCAUCAACUCCACCAGCAGCCGCGGCUCCUCCAGAUGAAGAAGAUGCCGAUCUCAGGAACCUGGAGAGCGUCCUGGGGGUCAAGAAAAAGAAAAGGGGUCCCCGCAAGCAGAAGGAAAACAAGCCAGGGAAACCCCGGAAGCGCAAAAAAUUAGUGAGCGAGGAUGAGUUUGAGUCGGACCGGGAGGAGUUCCGGGAGAAGUCAGAGAGCGGGAGCAGCGACUACGGAGGGGUGGCCAAGAAGAAGCGGCGGAAGCACCGGGAGAAGAAGGAGAGAAAGACCAAACGCCGGAAAAAGGUGGAUGGUGAUGCAGGCCAGAAAGUAAAGCAGGUAGAGCAGAAAUCCUCGGCCCAGCUGCUCAUGACCUGGGGGCUGGAAGACGUGGACCAUGUGUUCUCCGAGGAGGAUUAUCACACACUCACCAACUACAAAGCCUUCAGCCAGUUCAUGAGCCCCCUUGGCUGCAGCUGCCACCAGCAGAUCCUGAAGCGGGAGGAGGAAGUGGAUCCGGUCUCAGCUCCCCCAGCGCUCGGAAGCACCAGUUGUUCAGGGAGAAGGAACCCCAAGAACACUGAUAAUGUGUGUCAGUGGGCUGGUGUGGGAGCCCGGAGAUCCGUGCGGACCUGGGCUGAGCACCCGCUGGCGGAGCCCCAAGAAGCCCAGGAGAACACCCAGGUGUCGGCCGCCGUCUCAGCCGUGGCUGCCGAGCCGCAGCCCCCUCCCAUCCGCAAAGCCAAAACCAAAGAAGGCAAAGGGCCGGGUCACAAACGGCGGAGCAAGAGCCCUCGCGUGCCGGAGAUGAGGAGGAAGAUGAAAGGCAAGAGGAUGGCUCCCCUGAAGAUCAAGCUGGGCAUGAUUGGGGGGAAGCGGAAGAAAAGCACCUCGCAUGUGUUUCAGAGCGACGAGGUGGGCGAGAUGGAGGAGGAGUCUGAUGUGGACAACUCCAGUGUCCACAGCUCCUCGGUGCGGUCCGACAGCUCGGGGCGGGUCAAGAAACUCAAGCGAGGCCGGCCCGGCCGGAAAAGGAAGAAGGCGAUCUCCACAAUCCCAAUCCAGGAUCGGGGGCCCGUGGUGCUGGCCGCUGCACAGAUGCAUGUGCCCGUCGAGGAGGAGGUUGACGGCUACGAGACGGACCACCAGGACUACUGCGAGGUGUGUCAACAGGGCGGCGAGAUCAUCCUCUGCGACACCUGCCCCAGGGCCUAUCACCUGGUGUGUCUGGACCCCGAACUCGACAAGGCGCCGGAGGGCAAAUGGAGUUGUCCCCACUGUGAGAAGGAGGGGGUGCAGUGGGAGGCCAAGGAGGAAGACGAGGAGUACGAAGAAGAGCUGGAGGAGGAAGGCGAGAAGGAGGAGGAGGACGACCACAUGGAGUACUGCCGGGUCUGCAAAGAUGGCGGGGAGCUGCUCUGCUGUGACGCCUGCAUCUCCUCCUACCACAUUCACUGCCUCAACCCACCGCUGCCCGAGAUCCCCAACGGCGAAUGGCUCUGCCCCCGCUGCACGGUAGGGAUACCCAGGCCCCUUCUGCAAGGGCUGGCACCUCCUGCUGGCCUCCCCGGGCUGAGCACCGAGGGGAAAGGCGCCGCGUGGAGAUCGCUUCAUCGUCCUGCGGGAUCCCAGAAAGACUUGGAGUUCGGCGCAGGGUGGGCUUGGGGGUGUUGGGGCGCAUGGGGGUGCGCGCAGAUCCCCAGUACCCGCCCCUGGGCCCGGCCGGCCGAGCGCCUCACCCCCGCCCCUCUCCCCGCCCAGCUGGAGAUCUUCCACCUGGUGAUGUACCGCAACUACCAGCGCAAGAACGACAUGGACGAGCCGCCCCCGCUGGACUACGGCUCCGGUGAGGACGACGGCAAGAGCGAGAAGCGCAAGAGCAAGGACCCGCUCUACGCCCAGAUGGAGGAGCGCUUCUACCGCUACGGCAUCAAGCCCGAGUGGAUGGCCAUUCACCGCGUCAUCAACCACAGCAUCGACAAGAAGGGGAUCUACCACUACCUGGUGAAGUGGCGCGACCUGCCCUACGACCAGUCCACGUGGGAGGAGGACGAGAUGGCCAUCCCCGACUUCGACUUCCACAAGCACGCCUACUGGAGACACAGGGAGCUGAUCAUGGGCGAGGACCCGGCCCAGCCCCGCAGGUACAAGAAGAAGAAGAAGGAGAUGCCGCCGGAGGGCCCCCCGAACUCCCCCACCAACGACCCCACGGUGAAGUAUGAGACGCAGCCGCGGUUCAUCACCGCCACGGGCGGGACCCUGCACAUGUACCAGCUGGAGGGGCUCAACUGGCUGCGCUUCUCCUGGGCCCAGGGAACCGACACCAUCCUGGCCGACGAGAUGGGGCUCGGCAAGACCAUCCAGACCAUCGUCUUCCUCUACUCCCUCUACAAGGAGGGUCACACCAAAGGCCCCUUCCUGGUCAGCGCCCCACUCUCUACCAUCAUCAACUGGGAGCGGGAGUUCCAGAUGUGGGCGCCCAAAUUCUACGUGGUGACGUACACGGGCGACAAGGACAGUCGCUCCAUCAUCCGCGAGAACGAGUUCUCCUUCGAGGACAACGCCAUGAAGGGCGGGAAGAAGGCUUUCAAGAUGAAGAGGGCAAGUUCAGGUGAAGUUCCACGUGCUGCUCAGUCACUGACCAGCUGCUCCUAUCGACAGGCGGUCGCUGGGCUCCAUCCGCUGGGCCUGCACUGUGGCUGGACGAGGCUCCUCAAGGCUGAAGAAACAAUCAUGAUUCCAAGGCCGAUGUUCUUCAAAGACAAUGCGGCCAAGAACAGAGCUGACGUGCGCCGUGAGCUGAGCCCCAUGCAGAAGAAAUACUACAAAUACAUCCUGACCCGCAACUUCGAGGCCCUCAACUCCCGGGGGGGCGGAAACCAGGUCUCCCUGCUCAACAUCAUGAUGGACCUCAAAAAGUGCUGCAACCAUCCCUACCUCUUCCCCGUGGCUGCGAUGGAGUCCCCCAAGCUGCCGAGCGGCGCCUAUGAGGGUGGUGCCCUCAUCAAAUCCUCGGGCAAGCUGAUGCUGUUACAGAAGAUGCUGCGGAAGCUGAAGGAACAGGGGCACCGGGUGCUGAUCUUCUCUCAGAUGACGAAAAUGCUGGACCUGCUGGAGGAUUUCCUGGACUAUGAAGGCUACAAAUACGAGCGGAUCGACGGCGGGAUCACUGGGACGUUGCGGCAAGAGGCCAUCGACAGAUUCAAUGCUCCCGGGGCUCAGCAGUUCUGCUUCCUGCUCUCCACCCGGGCGGGGGGCUUGGGCAUCAACCUGGCCACUGCCGACACGGUGGUCAUCUUCGAUUCCGACUGGAACCCCCACAACGACAUUCAGGCCUUCUGCCGAGCUCACGCCACGCACGGCCGGCCAAACAAGGUGAUUAUCUCGUUCGUGACACGGGCCUCGGUGGAGGAGCUCCGCAGGUGGCCCAGCGGAAGUAUGAUGCUGACCCAGCCUGGUGAGUAGCGCCCAGGGCUGGGCUCCAAGGCCGGCCGCAAUGUCCAAGCAGAGCUGGACGUCCUGAAUUCUGGCACUGAGGAGCUUUUCGCAAGGACGAGAACGGAGGUUGAGGGGGAGAACAAGGAGGAAGACAGCAGCGUGAUCCACUACGACAACGAGGCCAUCGCCCGGCUGCUCGACCGCAACCAGGACGCCACCGACGACGCCGACGUGCAGAACAUGAACGAGUAUCUCAGCUCCUUCAAGGUGGCCCAGUACGUGGUGCGGGAGGAGGACAAGAUCGAGGAGAUCGAGCGGGAGAUCAUUAAGCAGGAGGAGAACGUGGACCCCGACUACUGGGAGAAGCUCCUGCGCCAUCACUACGAGCAGCAGCAGGAAGACCUGGCCCGCAACCUGGGGAAGGGCAAACGGGUCCGGAAGCAGGUCAACUACAACGACGCUGCGCAGGAGGAUCAAGACAAUCAGUCCGAGUACUCGGUGGGAUCGGAAGAGGAGGACGAGGACUUCGACGAGAGGCCGGAAGGCCGGCGCCAGUCCAAACGCCAGCUCCGCAACGAGAAAGACAAACCUCUGCCACCGCUGCUGGCUCGAGUCGGGGGCAACAUUGAGGUGCUGGGGUUCAACACGCGCCAGCGCAAGGCCUUCCUGAACGCCGUCAUGCGCUGGGGGAUGCCCCCCCAGGACGCCUUCACCACCCAGUGGCUGGUCCGGGACCUGCGAGGCAAGACGGAGAAGGAAUUCAAGGCCUACGUCUCCCUCUUCAUGAGGCACCUGUGUGAGCCCGGGGCGGACGGCUCGGAGACCUUCGCCGACGGCGUGCCCAGGGAGGGGCUGUCCCGGCAGCAGGUCCUGACGCGCAUCGGCGUCAUGUCGCUGGUCAAGAAGAAGGUGCAGGAAUUUGAGCACAUCAAUGGGCGGUGGAGCAUGCCCGAGCUCAUGCCCGACCCCAGCGCCGACUCCAAGCGGUCGUCCCGCGCCUCCUCGCCAACCAUCAAGACCUCCACCACCACCCCCGAGCCCAGCUGUACCAACACGCCCUGCACCUCCAAGCCAGCCACGCCAGCCCCCAGCGAGCGCGGGGACGGGACGGGGCCGCUGGCCGAGAAGGAGGAGCUGGAGGCCAAGGAGCCGGAGAAGGACCCGAAAAGCAGCGAGCGGAUGGAGACGGAGGGCCCUGCUGCGGAGCAGCCCACGCCCACCACCUCCCCCGGGGAGAAGAGCGAGCCGAAAGCGGACGAGGACGAGCCCAUGGUGCCGGGGGAGAAGGAGCCAGAGACAGAGCCCUUGGUCAAGGAGGAGAAGGAGAAGUCGGGUGCCGGGCCGGAAGAGCCGGUGACGGAGAAGGCUGAGGACAGACCUGCUGACAGCGAUGAGCCCAAGGAGAAGGGGGAUGGGGAAGGGCCGGAGGUGAAGAAAGAAGAGGUGAAGGUGGAGAAGGAAGCUGGCAAGGAGCCCAAGGCGGGCAGCAUCAAGGAGGAGAGCAAGGCCAACGGGCGGAAGGAAGACAGGGCCGAUAAGCCCCGGUUCAUGUUCAACAUCGCAGACGGCGGCUUCACAGAGCUGCACACGCUGUGGCAGAACGAGGAGCGGGCAGCCAUCUCCUCCGGGAAGCUGAAUGAGAUCUGGCACCGACGCCAUGACUACUGGCUGCUGGCUGGCAUCGUGCUCAGGCAGGGUGGCUCAGCAGGUGUCCUGCCCCCUUCCCCACAGCUCCUGGAGCAGGCGCUGGUGAUCGAGGAGCAGCUGCGCCGAGCCGCCUACCUGAACAUGACCCAGGACCCCAGCCACCCGGCCAUGGCGCUCAACACCCGCUUUGCCGAGGUCGAGUGUCUGGCCGAGAGCCACCAGCACUUGUCCAAGGAGUCCCUGGCUGGCAACAAGCCUGCCAACGCCGUCCUUCACAAGGUGCUCAACCAGCUGGAGGAGCUGCUGAGCGACAUGAAGGCCGACGUGACGCGCCUGCCGGCCACGCUGUCCCGCAUCCCACCCAUCGCCGCCCGCCUCCAGAUGUCGGAGCGCAGCAUCCUUAGCCGCCUGGCCAACAAGGGCACCGAGACGCAGACGGCCCCGGCCUUCCCACCGGGCCCGUACACCACCCCCCAGAGCUUCGGGGGCUCCUUCAGUGCUGGAGCCCUGCCCACGGGGGGCGCCAACUACAGCCAGAUGCCCGCUGGGUCCUUCAUCACAGCCGCACCAACUCCGGCCCGCCCGGUAGCUGCGGUUCAGCGCUGUUGA
Molecule: messenger RNA, 5933 nt
Organism: Chelonoidis abingdonii (Abingdon island giant tortoise)
Lineage: Eukaryota; Metazoa; Chordata; Testudines; Testudinidae
Source: RefSeq, a predicted model, not a curated record